AUUUUUUCCAAAUUGAAUUAAAUCAGUCUCUCCCGAAUCAAAAGCCGAACAUCUUACCGUUAAGCGUACAUCAACCCUCACAUUCGUUUUGAAAGAGAGAGUGAGAGUGAGAGCGAGAGCAUUAAAACGUAAUCCAAAUUGAUUCGAAAAAUAAUUUUCGAAAGCCAUUAUAGGUCAGUAUUGAUUGUCAAAUUGUGAAAGAUGGAGAUGGAUCAGCAGAGUCCUUACAAAAUAGAGAUGUAUCCUGACAAGGCCUUGGAACUUGUGAAACACGGAGCUUCCUUGCUUUUGCUCAAUGUUCCUCCUUCCACAAACUUUGGCAUCGAUACCCAGAUGUUUAUAGUGGGUUCAAAUUUUAAAGGAAUCAAGAUGAUUCCUCCUGGUCCUCACUUCAUUUAUUAUAGCGGAGUUAGCAGGUAUGGUAAUGAGUCUUCACCUGUCAUCGGCUUCUUCAUUUUUGUGGCACCAUCAGAGGUCAUUGUUAAGCAAUGGGAUGUGCAAGAGGAGCGCCUUGUCAAACUUGCGGAUGAUUGUGAGGAAGAGCGCUUUGCUCAUGGGGUGAAGAAUCUUGAGUUCGAUAGGUAUCUUGCAGCUUAUGAUCUUCACCAUUAUCAAGACUGGAAGAAGAUUACAAGCUACAUUACUGUGAAUGUUAUUGAACGCAUUGAACCCAUUGGAGGUGAGAUAACCAUAAUGUCUGAAACUGAACUUAUUGGGAAGGGUCGUCAGACAGCAGCAGAGAUACGUUUAAUGGAGCAGUUUCCAGAUGUUGGUGAAUGGCAUGGGCACAAAUCAGCAUCUUCAGGAAAGCCCACAUCAACCAGUCAAAGGUGUUUCUAUACACCAAUUCCAGUUUCUGUUAAGUAUAAAGGGAUGACUGCAGAGGAGCUUACUGCAGCAAAUAUUGAGAAAACAAAACUAUUGGACAUGCUUUUAGAACAAAAAUAUGGAGGAUGUGAAGAUUUGCUUCUCGGAGAGCUUCAAUUUUCCUUCAUAGCUUUCUUGAUGGGUCAAUCACUUGAAUCUUUUAGCCAAUGGAAAGCUAUUUUGUGCCUUCUUCUGAGUUGCGAAGAAGCACCCUUGCGCACAAGGACACAAUUUUUUGUAAAGUUCCUUGAAGUGGUUUACUUUCAACUUAAGCAGGGGUUUCAAAUGAAUUCUAGUGAGCAUGAGAAAGGAAACUUUCCAUUCGUAGAUGAAUCUUGGUUUUCCGAGGACAACUUCUUACAACUUAUAUGCAAGGAGUUCUUUUCUAUGAUAAAGGAAGCUCAACCAGUUGAUGGAGAACUUCUUUUCCAGGCAAAAAGAUUAAAGGAGAUGCUAGAAGGCAGGCUUGGAUGGUCUUUCGAAGAUAAUGUUACCUACAGCUAUGAAGAAAAUGAUGAGUUUGCUCCAAUGAUUGUGCCAAAGGAAGAUUUAACUGGAGAUACAAGUGUUCACAUAUGGCCACUGGCAAGGAAGAAGAGAUAAACAUCAACUUUUGCAUUGUUGAGGAGAAAGAUGGCUUGUAUUAUAUGCAAUUUUCUUUUUUGGGUAUUGUAUAUGUAUCUUUUACUAAAGUGUUAACUAAAACAAAAUGGAUAUACUGAUGUUCACAUA
This is a messenger RNA of Cryptomeria japonica (Japanese cedar), 1599 nucleotides long. RefSeq lists its product as uncharacterized. Bases 202 to 1470 code for a protein of 422 amino acids. The record is from RefSeq and is a predicted model, not a curated record. Gene Ontology annotation, biological process: spliceosomal tri-snRNP complex assembly. The transcript has 15 exons. Lineage: Eukaryota; Viridiplantae; Streptophyta; Pinopsida; Cupressales; Cupressaceae.